Apaloderma vittatum (bar-tailed trogon) is the source of this 428-nucleotide messenger RNA. Its product is annotated as 2-acylglycerol O-acyltransferase 2-A-like. The transcript is spliced from 2 exons. Gene Ontology annotation, biological process: triglyceride biosynthetic process; diacylglycerol biosynthetic process. The record is from RefSeq and is a predicted model, not a curated record. Gene Ontology annotation, cellular component: endoplasmic reticulum membrane. NCBI's taxonomy places the organism in Eukaryota, Metazoa, Chordata, Aves, Trogoniformes, Trogonidae. The annotation marks the transcript as partial. Gene Ontology annotation, molecular function: diacylglycerol O-acyltransferase activity; 2-acylglycerol O-acyltransferase activity.
CCCACCUCACUCCCAAGCCAACUCACUGCUGGCUUUUCUCUCAGCACAGUGCUGCAUAGCUGCCUUCACCAUCCUCUUCUUCACGCGUUUUUGGCUGGUCAGCGCCCUCUACGCCGCGUGGUGGUUCCUAGACAGGGAAAAGCCCAGCAAGGGUGGGAGGCGGAUCCACAUCAUCCGGAACAGCGUCGUCUGGAGAUACAUGAGGGACUAUUUCCCCAUCACGCUGGUGAAGACGGCGGAGCUGGACCCGAGGCAGAACUACCUGGUGGGAUUUCAUCCCCACGGGGUCCUGGCAACAGGAGCUUUUCUCAAUUUCUGCACAGAGGCAUCAGGUUUUUCCACCCUCUUCCCGGGCAUCACCCCGCACCUGAUGAUGCUCUCCCUGUGGUUUCGCGUCCCAUUCUUCAGGGACUACCUGAUGAGCGGAG